GCCAGGAGGUGGUGUACCACCCGAAGCUGACGGACAUCCAGGACGCCAACUUGUCGGAAAUCCUCGACCCUCUGCUAGGUGCCAACGUGUCCAUGGCGGCGCGAAACACCUCGGGGGCGCUGGAUGCCUGCAGGGCGGCCUUGUCCAACAGGCACUCGCAGACGUCUGUGGUGGUGCUGCUCACGAACGGCCCUUCUUCCGAGCCAAGCCGCACGUUGCAGUCCGCUCAGCUGUUGAAGCAGCAGGCGGCUGUCGUGUUCUCUGUGGGCCUGGACCUCCGGGAGGAUCGCUCCCUGCAGCGGGAGGAGGAGCUGUUGGCGACUGCAAGCGGCACUGCGGAGUAUGAUGCGUUCUAUCCGGACUUCGACUACGACUUAAUGGCGCGCCGCCUGCAGACCUCGGCCUUCCCACUGCCGGAGCUGGCACAAGAGCUGUGGCCGGACGUGGUGGAUGCGCUGCUGCCGUCCAUCCCGGACCCGGGGCCCAGCCCACGGCCCCUGGACGCGGGGAUCGUUGCGCUGGUUGUCAUUGCUUGCUCCUGUUGCUGCACCGUGAUCCUCGCUGCCGUUUGCGUGGUCCGGAAGAGGAGAGCCCAGAAUAAGUUCACGUCCGUGAUGCCGACGCCCGCAGAUCCGCCGCGGAGCGGGGCUCCGGCCACGCCCGCGCCGGCCGCGCCGCCUGCGCCAGCCGCGCCGGCGCCGGCCGCGGACCUCACGCAGCGGAAGCUGCAGGAGGCGAUCGCCGCCCGAAACGUGCGGAAGCUGCGGCUGCUACUCUCAGACAUCCUCCUGGCGGGCUGGCCUCCAGAAAAGUACACGGAGCAGGUCCUCAGCGCGCUGGACUGCGCGGCGAGCCUUAAGGGCUCCGCCAGCCAGGCUUUGCAGGAGGCCAUGUGCCCUUGAGAGGUCAAGGGAAGGCUUUGGGUCGAUCUCUCUGCUGUUUGCUACAACUUGGGGGAUCUUUGAAGUUCUUUAGAGUUCAAGAG
Effrenium voratum is the source of this 985-nucleotide messenger RNA. The record is from the annotation of a GenBank genome assembly. NCBI's taxonomy places the organism in Eukaryota, Dinophyceae, Suessiales, Symbiodiniaceae.